Molecule: messenger RNA, 2343 nt
Organism: Capronia epimyces CBS 606.96
Lineage: Eukaryota; Fungi; Ascomycota; Eurotiomycetes; Chaetothyriales; Herpotrichiellaceae
Product: IQ domain-containing protein containing GTPase activating protein
Exons: 3
Coding region: 1-2343 (780 amino acids)
Biological process (GO): regulation of GTPase activity; regulation of actin cytoskeleton organization
Cellular component (GO): cell cortex
Molecular function (GO): GTPase activator activity; protein binding
Source: RefSeq, a predicted model, not a curated record
AUGUCGGUCGCAACCAUGCUUCAACCCGCUUCGCGGGCGUCGACCUCAACCAAUUCCUCUUUCGAACCAGUCACUCGUCAGAACACUUACUCGAGCCACGAUGGCGCCAGGUCCUUGCGCCAAAGCAAACGGGUGAGCAUGACGGCCUUGUAUGCGAGCAUCAGUGCAAAAGACAAAGAUCUGGAAAUCAGUGACGAUCUCGCGAGAGCACAGCGCACCCUCCGAGAUCUCAAACUUAAGAUUUCGAAUCAAUCAAAGAAGAACUUCGUCCUGGAGAAGGACGUCCGAUAUCUGGACUCGAGAAUCGCCCUCCUCAUCCAAAAUCGGAUGGCUUUGGAAGAGCAAAAUGAGGUGGCUAGUCAUUUGGAUGAUGCCUCUGAACUACAGGAGGGUUCUUUCCCGAACGACGACAAGACUCAGAAGUACGGCAAUCUUCUUUUCAUGCUGCAAUCAGAGCCUAGGCACAUCGCCCAUCUGUGCCGGUUGGUGACGAUGGCCGAGAUAGACUCCCUGCUGCAGACCGUCAUGUUUACCAUAUAUGGUAACCAGUACGAAAGUCGGGAAGAACAUCUGCUCUUGACCAUGUUCCAAUCAGUCCUGACCCAUCAAUUCGAGACUACCCCUGAAUACUCCUCCUUGCUGCGGCAGAAUACGCCUGUCUCACGGAUGAUGACCACCUACACCCGAAGGGGUCCAGGUCAAAGCUUUCUGAAAGAGGUCCUUGCGGAGAAGAUCAACUCACUUACCGAGCUAAACAAUGUGGAUCUCGAGAUCAAUCCUUUGAAGGUUUACGAGGCCAUGGUCAAGCAAAUCGAAGAAGAUACUGGCUCCCUCCCAGAUGAUCUGCCUAGGUCGGUCACCGCCGAGUUUGCAGCCGAGAAUCUGCAAGUUCAAGCCAUCAUUGCACCUCGGCUCAAGAUGCUGACCGAAAUUGCGGAGGGAUUUCUCUCCGCCAUUAUCGAGUGUCUGGAGGAGGCCCCGUACGGCAUUCGCUGGAUUUGCAAACAGAUCCGAAACCUCUCCCGGCGCAAGUACCCUGAAGCUCAGGAUCAGGCCAUCUGCACGCUCAUUGGCGGGUUUUUCUUCUUACGCUUCAUCAAUCCUGCCAUCGUCACCCCUAAAUCUUACAUGUUGAUCGAACGCGUCCCGGACGAAAAGCCGAAACGGACACUGACCUACAUUGCUAAGAUGCUCCAGAACCUGGCAAACAAACCAUCAUACGCCAAAGAACCAUACAUGGCCAAACUGCAACCCUUUAUCCAGCGCAACAAGGAUCGUUGCAAUCAAUUCUUACUCGAUCUCUGCGAAGUCCAAGAUUUCUAUGAGAGUUUGGAGAUGGACAACUACGUUGCAUUGUCCAAGCGAGACCUAGAACUACAGAUCAGCUUGAACGAAGUCUAUGCUACUCAUGCUUUGCUUGAGAAGCACAGUACUGAGUUGGCCAAGGACCCUUCGUCUCACCUAGGUAUCCUGCUUCAAGAACUUGGCCCGGCUCCUCCCCAGUUACCCAGGAAGGAAAAUAGGGCAAUCACACUGCCGCUGUUCAGCAAAUGGGAAACAUCGUUCGAUGACCUCACUCAUGCACUCGAUAUCACUCAAGAAGAAAUCUUCUUCAUGGAGGCAAAGAGCACUUUCGUCCAGAUCAUGCGAAGCUUACCACAGAACGCCGCCGUCUUGCGGCGACCGCUGCGCCUCGGCCGAAUCGCCGAGGCGGCUGGAACCUUGAAGAAUGAUGGUGUCAUGGUUCGCAAAGGCAUUCGCUGCCUUGAACUUCUGACCCAGCUGUCGGACAUGGGGGCGAUUGAUCCCGCCGAUGACUACGCGGUCCUUCGCGACGAGGUAGAACAAGAGCUUGCCCAUCUUGGGUCCCUCAAAGAGAAGGUGCUUGAGGAGACGGGCAAACUGGAGGAUGUCUACAAGACGAUCCGGGAUCAUAACACCUACCUAUUGUCGCAGCUCGACACAUACAAGAACUACUUGCACAAUGUCCGAAGCCAAUCCGAAGGAACUAGGAGAGGCAAGGCGGAAAAAGUGCGUGAAUUGGGUCCGUACAAGUUUACCCACGCGCAGUUGGAGAAGGACGGGGUCAUCACAAGAAGCAAUGUGCCCGAAAAUCGACGAGGUAAUAUCUACUUCAUGUUCCGGAGUCCUCUUGCGGGCACCUUCGUCAUCAGCCUGCAUUAUAAAGGGCGUGCUCGUGGCCUGCUUGAACUGGAUCUGAAGCUGGAUGACCUGCUAGAAAUGCAAAAGGAUGGCCAAGACGACCUCGACCUUGAGUACGUCCAAUUUGAUGUUUCAAAGGUCCUUGCCCUCCUCAACAGGAGAUUUGCGAGGAAGAAAUAA